This is a messenger RNA of Dentiscutata erythropus, 237 nucleotides long. Lineage: Eukaryota; Fungi; Glomeromycota; Glomeromycetes; Diversisporales; Gigasporaceae. The record is from the annotation of a GenBank genome assembly.
AUGAUAUUGAUAAUUAUAAGUCCAUUAGCACGGCAAUCAGGCUUAAAUUUCAGAAAAAAUGACUCAAAAUUAAAUUUUAAUUUACAUCAAGUUAACGCUAAAGAAUUUAGUCAUGAUUUACGUUUGGAACAUAAAUGUCUAGUUAAUGAAGUCAAAGAAUAUGAAAAAAAUGCUGAAAUUUCCAACGUUGUAAACAAUUAUAACAAAACAAAGCAACUUUAUAAGAUUGGUUUAUAA